Salvia splendens (bonfire salvia) is the source of this 1097-nucleotide messenger RNA. RefSeq names its product ATP-dependent Clp protease proteolytic subunit 2, mitochondrial. NCBI's taxonomy places the organism in Eukaryota, Viridiplantae, Streptophyta, Magnoliopsida, Lamiales, Lamiaceae. Gene Ontology annotation, molecular function: serine-type endopeptidase activity; ATP-dependent peptidase activity; ATPase binding. The coding region runs from base 97 to 825 and encodes 242 amino acids. Gene Ontology annotation, cellular component: endopeptidase Clp complex. The record is from RefSeq and is a predicted model, not a curated record. Gene Ontology annotation, biological process: protein quality control for misfolded or incompletely synthesized proteins. The transcript has 3 exons.
UAAAAAUGAAUUAUGUGAAGAGAUCCUGUGCGUGCGAGCAGUAGUACUGUGAAAUACAUUAAUCCAUUCCCAAAACUUAAAAUCAAAACCCUAGCAAUGAUGCGAGGCCUCUUCUCCCGGAAUCUAAUCAAUGUCGGCAAAUCCUCGGUAACAUCGGCCAACUCCGUCUCCGGCGGUAAAAGGUGCUAUGGCUUGGUACCAAUGGUGAUUGAACAUUCAUCGAGAGGGGAGCGCGCCUACGACAUUUUCUCUAGGCUGCUGAAAGAGCGCAUCAUUUGCAUCAAUGGCCCCAUCUCCGACGAUACCGCCCACGUCGUCGUCGCGCAGCUGCUCUUCCUCGAGUCGGAGAAUCCCGCUAAACCAAUUCACAUGUAUCUGAAUUCACCGGGUGGCGCUGUUACUGCUGGUCUUGCUAUCUAUGACACGAUGCAGUAUAUCAGGUCUCCCAUAAAUACCAUAUGUCUUGGUCAAGCUGCAUCAAUGGCUUCUCUCCUACUGGCUGCUGGUGCAAAGGGUGAAAGGAGGUCCCUCCCAAAUGCUACAAUCAUGAUACAUCAGCCUUCUGGUGGGUACAGUGGGCAGGCUAAAGACAUAAGUAUCCAUACCAAGCAAAUUAUUCGUGUUUGGGACUCAUUAAAUGCUCUUUACGUUAAGCACACGGGGCAAUCACUUGAAGUAAUCCAAACAAACAUGGACCGUGAUUAUUUCAUGACCGCUGAGGAGGCCAAGGAGUUUGGAAUAAUAGAUGAGGUUAUAAAUGAGAGGCCAGUGGCACUUGUGACUGAUGCUGUAGCAAAUGAGGGAAAAGAUAAAGGCUCAAGUUAAUCUCAAUUUAUUCACAUCCCCUGGAUGCAAUUCUGACGUUGCUUUUUGAUGAAUUCUUGUUGGUCAAGACUGAAGAGGCACCAAAGGGGAAGUAAUUGACCAAAUCACAAUAAAUACUGUUCAUGUUUUUGUAUCUUAUUGUGGUACAAUCGUCAUAAAGAAAAGAAUAAUCUUUUGUUCCUUGCUUCCCCCUAUUAACUCCUUUCUUCUCUUUGAUCGUGUAGUAUUCACCUUUAUAUUCUCUUUUGAAAGUGAAAUAGCUUCAGCCAUAA